AGAAUCUCAGCCAACCCCGCGCUCACGUUGUGUGUAUUUAAAUAGGCAGGCUUGGUAGGUGAGAUAUAAACACAGGGCGCCGCUCCUCAUGUCAACGAAAGCCCAAGCACCAAUAGAAGUCGCGUAAGGCUGCUCUACUAAAAACUUUUAAAGUAAUGUCUUACGGCAAAGCAGUGCCUGUUUUCGCGCGAGCAGGUUUAGAUGUGAACCUAAGAAAUGUAUCCGCCUUGUCGACCAGGAGAUUAGAGUCCACAGUUGCUUCUACGCGACGCAACCAGAGUGCAGAAGAACGAGCAUAUAUCGACUGCGCAGUGCCCAAAACCGACGUACAAGCAGAUCUCAUCCAGCAGAACAGAAAUCAUGUCCCCAACAAAAACAAGAUCUCAAUUGAUUUUGAACAGACCAAAGAAGCCUACAAGAGCAAAGACACCGGUGAAUUACUCAGAAGUUUGAUAGUGUUCAAACUCUGCUCCUAUGACCUCCUGGUUGAUAAAAACAAGGAGAUUAUGGAUUUUAGUAAGAAGGUCCUGGGUCAGAAGACAUUUGAGCGGGUUAUGAAGAUGACUUUUUAUGGGCAGUUUGUGGCUGGGGAAGACCACCAAGAUAUCAAGCCCCUGGUUCGGAAGAACCAAGCCUAUGGAGUGGGAGCUGUGUUAGACUAUAGUGUGGAAGAGGACCUGACCCAGGAAGAGGCUGAAAACAAAGAAAUGGAGUCAUGUGUGUCUGCUGCAGAGAGAGAAAGCCCAGGGGAGAACCAUCGUGAGAAAAAAUACAAGGCCCACCGUAAGUUUGGAGACCGUAGGGGAGGUGUGACCAGUGCCCGCACCUACUUCUACGCAGAUGAAGCCAAAUGUGACCAACACAUGGAGACUUUCCUCAAGUGCAUCAGAGCUUCAGGAGGGAGUUCUGAAGAUGGUUUUUCUGCCAUCAAGAUGACAGCUCUGGGACGACCACAGUUCUUGCUUCAGUUCUCAGAGGUCCUAGUGAAAUGGAGGCACUUCUUCAAUUUUCUAGCUGCCAAACAGGGAAUGGAAGGCAUGGAUGUGCUGGAACAAAAACUGGAUCUGGAGAAGUUACAGGCACAUUUGGAGAAGCUUGGUGCUAAGGGGGACUUUCAGAGCUGGUUUACAGGAGAGAAAAUAGGCUCGUCUGGGCUUGAGACAGGUCAGCUGGAACCUCUUCUGAACAAGUUCACGGAGGAAGAGGAGGAACAGAUGAAGAGGAUGCUGCAGAGACUGGACGUCUUAGCCAAGCACGCUGUGGAGAAUAGGGUGAGGCUGAUGGUGGAUGCAGAACAAACGUACUUCCAACCAGCCAUCAGCAGGCUGACCCUAGAGAUGCAGAGGAUCUUCAAUAGAGAGAACCCAGUCAUCUUCAACACUUACCAGUGCUACUUGAAGGAAGCCUUUGAUAAUGUGUCUAUGGAUGUGGAGCUGUCGAGACGUGAAGGCUGGUACUUUGGUGCCAAGCUGGUGCGCGGGGCUUACAUGUACCAGGAGAGAAGCAGGGCAGCCGAGAUUGGCUAUGAAGAUCCCAUCAACCCAGACUACGCGUCCACCAACCAGAUGUACCACAAGUGUCUGGACUAUGUGCUGGAGGAGAUUGGGAACAACAGAACGGCUAACAUCAUGGUGGCCUCUCACAAUUUGGACACGGUCAAGUUCACCCUCAGGAGGAUGAACGAUUUGGACCUCGCUCCGACGGACAGGAAGGUGUACUUCGGCCAACUCCUGGGGAUGUGCGAUCAGAUCAGCUUCCCACUGGGCCAGGCAGGUUUUCCUGUGUAUAAGUACGUGCCGUACGGGCCGGUGAACGAGGUGAUCCCGUAUCUGGUGCGACGGGCGCAGGAGAACCGCGGCUUCAUGAAGGGGGCGCAGUCGGAGCGGGAGCUCCUCUGGAAAGAGGUGCUGAGGCGGAUGACCAGCGGAGAAGUGUUCUACACGCCAGCCUGAGGAGGAUGAAACACACACACACAAACACACACACACACACUUUCUCAGCGUGCUAGCUGUCUGCCUUGUCACUCUGUCCCCCUUCUACCGUUCUCUGGUAACAGCCUCUGCAUCACCCUCUUUUCCAGGCGCUCUUGCUGUUCCUUUCUUUCUAUUUUAACACUCUUUUCUCUUCAUCCUAUCUUUUCUGUUUUUCAGUGCCUCCUUUGUAUGGCUGUAUUUCUGUCGUUCUCUGAACCUCCUCCUUUCUGUGUUUUUCUCUUUUCUUUUCUCCCUCUCCAUCUUCCUCCUCGUCUCACUCAAGGUCUCUAUACUGUAGGUGUUCCCACUCUCUCUCUCUCUCUCAAAGCACUUUUCUAUGUCUUGAGCUUUGCUUUUUUUUUUGGCCCUUUUUGGUCCCCACUUUCUCCAUCUCCUGCUCUUAUCUUUUCCUACUGGGCUUGCUCUUUCUCUCGUCCACAUAUUUCACUUCCCCACUCUUUUCUCUUUUUCACCCUCUUUUCCCCCACGCCAUGAAGCAUUCCCACAAUGCCGAUAGGCAGCCACAGCUGAUAUAUCACACAGGCAUCUUUACUACUCCAAAAGGGCUCCCUAAAAUGUCAGGCGGCCAAACUCUGCUGGUCUUUUUUAUGGGCCAGUUCAUCAUCAAGUAGGAUAACAACAAUAAAAAAUAAGCAUGAUUUAAAUGGCAGUAAACAAGUGCAUCAAUAUCACUUUCUGUUUAUAAUAGUUUGGAUUCGAGGAUAACAAUGCUUUGUUGUGUGAGUUAUAUCUUGUAGUUAUGUAUUAGACAUUUAUUCAUAAUAUAUAUAUGGCCCAUAGUGAGCUGCACUCAGUCUGUAAAGAUCCCCUGAGACCACUGUGCCAUGUCGCACUGAAGGAAAUAUGAGCAAUGUAAUAUGGAUGCAAUUGGUCAUAUCGCACAGCAUAACAAGCUCACAUGUGGGCACAGCAUGUGCGUAUACAGCAUAUCAUCACUUUAGCAGAGACAAUGAAAAGAGAGAUUUUGUAAAUAAUUUAUGAUGUGAAUGUUAAUAUUAUGUAAAAAAAAUUCUAAACAGAGAUUAGUUGACUGGGGAUGGAUUUGCACCGAUCCAUUUUUUGAAUGCUAAAUAAAGUGUUCUUAAUAA
Messenger RNA from Clupea harengus (Atlantic herring), 3082 nucleotides. RefSeq names its product proline dehydrogenase (oxidase) 1b (gene prodhb). The record is from RefSeq and is a predicted model, not a curated record. Gene Ontology annotation, cellular component: mitochondrion. Bases 156 to 1952 code for a protein of 598 amino acids. The transcript is spliced from 14 exons. Lineage: Eukaryota; Metazoa; Chordata; Actinopteri; Clupeiformes; Clupeidae. Gene Ontology annotation, molecular function: proline dehydrogenase activity; FAD binding.